Alligator mississippiensis (American alligator) is the source of this 1712-nucleotide messenger RNA. Its product is annotated as COP9 signalosome complex subunit 4-like. Bases 39 to 1259 code for a protein of 406 amino acids. The record is from RefSeq and is a predicted model, not a curated record. Gene Ontology annotation, cellular component: COP9 signalosome; cytosol. The transcript has 10 exons. Lineage: Eukaryota; Metazoa; Chordata; Crocodylia; Alligatoridae.
UCUCGGUGGUGGGUGGAGGACCAAGCGCCAGGUCGGAAAUGGCGGCUGCAGUGAGGCAGGACUUGGCGCAGCUAAUGAACUCCAGCGGCUCCCACAAGGACCUGGCGGGCAAAUACCGUCAGAUACUGGAAAAAGCAGUUCAGUUGUCUGGUGGGGAACAGCUAGAAGCUUUGAAAGCUUUUGUAGAAGCAAUGGUAAAUGAGAAUGUCAGUUUAGUGAUCUCACGGCAGUUGCUGACAGAUUUUUGUACUCACCUCCCAAACCUACCUGAUAGCACAGCUAAAGAAAUCUAUCACUUCACCUUGGAAAAGAUUCAGCCUAGAGUAAUUUCAUUUGAAGAACAGGUUGCUUCUAUAAGGCAACACCUUGCCUCCAUUUAUGAAAAGGAAGAAGACUGGAGAAACGCAGCCCAAGUGUUAGUUGGGAUCCCUUUGGAAACCGGACAAAAACAAUACAACGUGGAUUAUAAAUUAGAGACCUACUUGAAAAUUGCCAGACUGUACCUGGAGGAUGAUGACCCUGUUCAGGCAGAGGCUUACAUUAAUCGAGCUUCUCUGCUUCAAAAUGAAUCAACCAAUGAACAGUUGCAAAUCCAUUAUAAGGUGUGCUACGCUCGUGUUCUUGAUUACAGAAGGAAGUUUAUUGAAGCUGCCCAACGGUACAAUGAGCUCUCUUAUAAGAGCAUAGUCCAUGAAAAUGAAAGACUAGAGGCACUGAAGCAUGCCUUGCACUGUACUAUCCUAGCAUCGGCAGGACAGCAGCGCUCUCGCAUGUUAGCCACACUCUUCAAGGAUGAGAGAUGCCAGCAGCUUGCAGCCUAUGGGAUCCUGGAGAAGAUGUAUCUGGACAGGAUUAUCCGAGGCAGUCAGCUACAGGAGUUUGCUGCUAUGCUUAUGCCACACCAGAAAGCCACCACAGCUGAUGGUUCCAGUAUCCUGGACAGAGCUGUCAUUGAGCACAACCUGUUAUCUGCAAGCAAACUGUACAAUAAUAUUACCUUUGAAGAGCUUGGAGCAUUGCUAGAGAUCCCCGCAGCCAAGGCAGAAAAGAUAGCUUCCCAGAUGAUAACUGAAGGUCGCAUGAAUGGAUUUAUUGAUCAAAUAGAUGGAAUUGUUCAUUUUGAAAGUCGUGAAGCUUUGCCAACAUGGGACAAACAGAUUCAAUCACUAUGUUUCCAAGUAAACAACCUUCUGGAAAAGAUAAGUCAGACAGCCGCUGAAUGGACCGCACAGGCUAUGGAAGCUCAGAUGGCUCAGUAGAUGUUUGCUUGGGAUCUUCUGAUUGCACUGCCCUUCCUGUGCAGUGGGAAUUUACAUGGAUUACAAAACAUCCACAUAAUCCAUCCCUUCCUUCAACACUUCUUCUGCUAGAACCUUGACUUUGAGCUGUGAUCAGGAGUUUUAAACAAAACACUAUACUCCUAAAGUUUUAUCAACAUACCGUUAUGGUAUCACUGCAUCCCAAAUGUGCUUUCCUGUGUGACAGCUGUGGCUUAGUAGGACUGAAAGGAGUAACCCCUACAGCAGAAUCAGGUUUUGGUUUUGUAAUAGUACUCUGACUGAGUUGUGGUCUUGUAACUUUCUAUGGAUUGUUGUGUUGUGAAACCUUAAGCACCAUGCUUUUCUAGUUAUGUUUAUUCCAAUAAAAGGGGGAAUAAGGCAGUUAGACUCAGCAGCUCUAGAGUUGCCUUGUUCUAUAAAUAGUCACAAUAA